AUGCUUUUUCGCUUCAUGCGAACCAUCUCCUUGAUGGGCUUUGGCCGACUCUCCUGUAAACCGCGCACUUCUGAGUCUCGCGAUAGCUCGCAUCCUCGGGGUCUCCAUAACGUCACCUGCGCCAAGUGUGACAUGGAUGUUGGAGUGCUGAGCACCGAGCGACACUCGAUCAGCCUAUUUAAAUGGCAAGCUACUUGUGAAACCAUGACACAUUCAAGAGCGCCAACCGCCCCAGAGUGCCUCGCAGCCACCCUGCUAGCAUCAUUUUCACGUUCAGGCUCCGCCAAGGCAGUUGUUCUGCCCAUCUUCUACGAGAGUCCUGUGGAAGUCAAGAGUGGUGAUAUUCGACCGCCGCACGCCGAGCAGGUGCUACAUCUAUGGAUGCUAAAUACCAGCAUAUCCUACUCUUCAAGCGAGGAGGCGGAAGGUCCCAAAAACGCCAUCAAACUAUUGUACAGGAUAAUCGACCGCGAUACGGCUGAUAAACUUACAGAACCCGUGACCUCUGAUAUCCAAGAUCUGAGCUUCGCUAGGGAUGCCUUGGAUCAAUCAAUAAGCUAUCUUGACCAAAGUAAUCUACUCUUACCAGAGGAUCAGAGACGGUACAACGGCUUCAAAGUCGGCCUAUUGAUCAAGUAUAGCGAUAAAAAUUAG
Parascedosporium putredinis is the source of this 654-nucleotide messenger RNA. The record is from the annotation of a GenBank genome assembly. NCBI's taxonomy places the organism in Eukaryota, Fungi, Ascomycota, Sordariomycetes, Microascales, Microascaceae.